GGGCGGCGGAGGAGCAGCUCGGGACGGCGCUCGGCAGCGGCGGCGGGGGCACGGCGGCGAGCACACGCGUGGCGGCUGCCCCGCUCUCGGCGGCCCCAUGGAGGAGAGCGAGCCCCUGCUGUCCGGGGCUCGCAGCCCCCGCGGCUCGGGCGCAGGUCCCCCGGACGGGGCGCUCGGCGGCUGCGGCCCCGGCCCCGCCCGCUCGUACGGCUCCCCGGCCGAGCCAGUUGCCGAUGCCCGCCGGGACCUUUGCAUCAACCAGGCCGUGGUGUUUAUCGAGGAUGCCAUCCAGUACCGCUCCAUCAAUCACCGCAUGGACUCCACAUCGCUGGCCCUGUACCGGUGGCAUUACUCGCGCAUCUGCCAGGGGAUUCUGAGCUUCACCAUUUUCCUGAUCCUGUCCCUGGCCUUCAUUGAGACCCCCUCUUCCCUCACGGUGACCUCGGACGUCCGCUACCGCCGGGCACCCUGGGAGCCCCCGUGUGGCCUGACCGAGAGCAUCGAGGUGCUCUGCUUCCUGGUGUUCAUCGCGGACGUGUCCAUGAAGAGUUAUUUGAUUGGAUGGAAGGAGUUUCUGAAAAACCCGUGGCUGUUGGCUUACAUUGUGGCCCUGGUGGUGUCUUUGGCUGACUGGACCGUGUCCUUGAGCUUUGCCUGUCAGGAGACAGUGCGAAUCCGCCGGCUCGUCCGGCCCUUCUUCCUGCUCCAGAACUCUUCCAUGAUGAAGAAGACGCUGAAGUGCAUCAAACGGACGCUGCCUGAGAUGGCCAGUGUCGCGCUGCUGCUCGCCGUGCACCUGUGCCUCUUUGCCAUGCUUGGGAUGCUCCUGUUCAUGCGGGAAAAGGAUGAGCAGAAGGACCAGGAACGGAGGCUGUACUUUCGGAACUUGCCCGAGUCGCUGACCUCCCUUCUGGUGCUGCUGACCACGGCCAACAACCCCGAUGUGAUGAUUCCGGCAUACUCCAAGAACAGGGCCUAUUCCAUCUUCUUCAUCGUCUUCACUGUGAUAGGAAGCUUGUUCCUGAUGAACCUGCUGACCGCCAUCAUCUACAACCAGUUCCGGGGCUACCUCAUGGAAGCCAUCCAGUCCUCACUCUUUCGGAGACGAUUGGGAAUCCGGGCGGCCUUCGAAGUCCUCUGCUCCCUGGAAGGAGCAGAAAUCCAUCCUCUCGUAGUCGGCGUUAAGCCAGAAACGUUCCUCCAGGUGAUACGGAAAGUGAAAAUGAGCCUUUACUGCAAGGAAGCCAUCACCCAGACUGUCGCUUCCCACGCUGGUGGAUUGAUGUCGGCCGAUCAGUUCCAGAGCGUCUUCGAUGAGCUGGACAAAGAUGCAAUCAAGGAGAGUCCCCCUCGGCCUGAGUACCAUUCCACUGUCCUGCAACGUGCACAGGCUAUCUUUGGCCAUCGCUAUUUUGACUACUUGGGGAAUGCGGUCGCCUUUGGAAACAUUGUGUCCAUUUGUGUGUUCUUGGUGAUGGAUGCAGACAAGUUGCCCAGUGAGCGAGAUGACUUCAUUUUGGGGGUCCUGAAUUGCUUCUUCAUCCUGUACUACGUGUUGGAGAUGCUGCUGAAGGUGUUUGCGCUGGGCCUGAAAGGCUACAUCUCAUUCUUCAGCAACAUCUUUGACGGGAUUCUCACCGUGAUCCUGCUGGUUUUGGAGAUCUCCACUCUCGCGGUGUACCGAUUUCCCCAUCCGGGCUGGAAGCCCGAGGUGCUGGGUCUCUUGUCUUUGUGGGACAUGGCCAGGCUGGUGAAUAUGUUCAUUGUGUUUCGGUUCUUAAGGAUCAUCCCAAACAUGAAGCUGAUGUCCUUGGUGGCCGGGACUCUGCUGGACUUGGUCAGAAACAUGAGGGCCUUUGCGGGGAUCCUGGUGGUGGUUUACUAUGUCUUUGCCAUCGUUGGGAUCGGCCUGUUCCAAGGAGCCAUUGUGUCCCCUCCGGGAAACAACAGCCUCGUCCAUGCCAACAGCACCUCACAGUGUGGCACCUUUGAGCAGCUGGAGUACUGGCCCAAUAACUUUGAUGACUUUGCGGCUGCGCUGGUGACUCUCUGGAAUGUGAUGGUCGUCAAUAACUGGCAGGUUUUUCUGGACGUGUACACGCGGUAUUCUAGCCCGUGGUCAAAGCUCUACUUCGUGGCCUGGUGGCUCGUGUCCUCCGUCAUCUGGAUGAACCUCUUCGUGGCUCUGAUUCUGGAGAACUUCAUUCACAAGUGGGACCGGCGAGGCCAGCAGCAGCUCGUCCCUGGGGUGUGCCAGGCCCCGUACCAGAUGACGGUGGAACUUAUGUUUAGGGAUGUCUUGGAGGAACCGACGGAAGAAGAGUUGGUGGAGAGGUUGGUACAGCAUCCACACCUACACCUCUGCAGGUGACACAGGUGUCACCUGCUCACGUCCUCAGCCCGGGAAUGGCCACGGCCGGAGGACCUGCAGAGUGACAUCACGGCCUCUGAUGUCAUCUGUGGGGCCGCUGGAAGGGAAGGAGAGAGAGGAUGGUUCCCCGCGCUACAAUUGUUUUCAUUUCUCAAACCACUUGUGCCCGUCUGUGUGGAAGGAGCAGUGGCCGGCCAUGCUUCGUGGACCACGACUGCAUGAAUGUCUGUGUGGACUCUGGCUCUGGACACUGGCCGACUGGGAGCCGGCUCCCCUCUGACCUGGGCGGUUUCUAAGGGACUCUAGUUUUUACCUCACAAGCCCCUAGGAGUGCAACAGGACAUGCUUGGGGGUGGACAGUGUAGACGCCAGGGGCCGAGGCUGGGGGUGACCUCAGUCAGUGCCUUGGGCGGCUCUGGAGGGUCCUGGGCAUUAUACAUGCAGAUGAACCAGAUUUAUUUUUAGCCUGAACGUUGAUGCCAGCCUGCUACUUAAGCCAGUGGUGACUUGGGGGAGGAUGGGCACCACACAGUGCCCGCCUCACUGUGGGCGUGUGGGACAGGUCACUUUCAAGGCCAGGGACCAGCUGGGCUGGGCCUCCCGAGGAAGCUUGUCCUGCUGUCCUGAGCCUGUUGCUGGGUUAAUUGGGCUUGGGCGCGGCUCAGCCUUUGUGGGCAGGCCUGCCUCUUCUCUCAGGUGGCAGCAGGGGAUUCGAUGGGUUUUCCAGAGGGGUCAGUGUGACCACGGAAUGGAACUGAUGACGUAGUCCAAUUUCCUCUCCCCUGCCCCUCCCCCCACCUGCUCUUCUGCCCUACUGUGCGCUACAUUUAGGUCAAAUCUGUGGUAAGAAAGUCUGAUGUGUUGGUUGUAGUUUGUGCGUGUAGCCCUUACAAGACCCCUUCCUCAGCUCCCCUGCCCCUUUUCCCUUCUCAGAAAUAGUACUGGGGGGUUGAAGGUGUGAGAAGCCCAGUGGUCCUCGUGCCCCAGCUCCUAGGACCUGAAGAGGCAGGAAUUAAGUACGUCUGGUAUACUAGGCAGGGCACAAAGGGCUCCCUGUUCCAGUGGAGCUUAUGUUCGUUUCCCCCCUGCCCCCCCUUUUUUUUCUGGGGCAAUGAGGGUUAAGUGACUUGCCCAGGGUCACACAGCUAGUAAGUGUCAAGUAUCUGAGGCUGGAUUUGAACUCAGGUCCUCCUGAAUCCAGGGCCAGUGCCUUAUCCGCUGCACCCCCUAGCUGCCCCGAGCCUAUGUUCUACAGGAACCCAUGCCUGCAGUGUAAAGGGAGCGAGCCCGUGUUUGCUGGGUAACACACAUGUGGGGAUAGAGGGCUUUCUCCUCUGUUUUCUUCUCCAUGGGCACAUCCCUUUCCUCCUUUCUUCUGCAGUGCCAGUGCAUUGUAAUCACUGCGGAGCAUAGCCAGUCCUUCCUGAAAAUCGCACCCCCCCCCAAGUAACAAAGAGAAACGUUUAAGUGAGACCAGUUGGUGCAUCCAUUUUGUUCCACUGUGCGCACCAUUCUGCACCCAUAGUCUCCCACCUCUCCAGCAAAAGGCAGGUGAAAGAACUGUAUAAAUUUGAGUUCUUCUAGUGUCAAACCCCUUUUGCUUCUAUUCCUCCCUGACCCCAGGCUUCCUUCUUCAUGUGAUCUGAGGCAUGUCCAGUGUUCAGUAGUGCUGCUGAGCAGGGGAGGGAGGAAGUAAAAGAGGGGUUGGCGUAAUGAAAGUGGAGGGUAGAAGGAGAAAUCACAUGUUCUGGCCUGUCAGGGGGUGGAGUCAUUGUCCUUUAUGCUGAGGCCUUCUCCUCAUGCCAAGGGGCGUGGCCCCUUGGGGGCAGAGCAUUGACAAGGAUUUUUAAAAAGUAUAAGGGAGAAUCACCACCCACCACAAAGGCUAAUAAACCCAACGCGUCUCCCACCCGGAGCCCUCCGAACUCAGCUGUUUCCAUUUUGAUUAAAUGGGAAAAAUGUCAUGCUCA
Dromiciops gliroides (monito del monte) is the source of this 4341-nucleotide messenger RNA. It is a transcript of the gene TPCN2, whose product is annotated as two pore segment channel 2. Bases 98 to 2371 code for a protein of 757 amino acids. Gene Ontology annotation, molecular function: voltage-gated channel activity; monoatomic ion channel activity. Gene Ontology annotation, cellular component: lysosomal membrane. NCBI's taxonomy places the organism in Eukaryota, Metazoa, Chordata, Mammalia, Microbiotheria, Microbiotheriidae. The transcript is spliced from 25 exons. The record is from RefSeq and is a predicted model, not a curated record. Gene Ontology annotation, biological process: monoatomic ion transport; transmembrane transport.